ACAGAGACCUCUACAGCACAGAGAUCCAGCUAUGGCACCUACAAUCACUGCAGCAAUGACCAACUCUCAGGACCAUCUGACUCUGACCCACAAGCUCAGAAAGCCUCUGGUGGAGAAGUUACGCAGAGAACGAAUCAACAGCAGCAUUGAGCAGCUCAAGUCUCUCCUGGGUCCAGAGUUCCUCAAACAGCAGCCAGACUCCAAGCUGGAGAAAGCAGACAUCCUGGAGAUGACAGUUUGCUUCCUGAGACGACUGCAGCAGCAGCAUCAAGAUGUGGAGUCAGCAGCUGUGGAUCAGGGCUACUCCAGGUGUGUCCAAGAAGUGGCACACUUCCUGUCCACGGAGGUGAAAACACAGUCCCAGAGAAGACUGCUGAACCACUUCAACAAGCUGCAGUCUUCCUCUGAUGAGAACCUAAGAGAGUCUGACUUCUCUCCUCUGAGCUCCACAGUCCAGACCAGCAUCACCAAAGAGAAGAGUCCAGUCAACAGCGCCCUCUGGAGGCCGUGGUAGACUCAUACAGA
This is a messenger RNA of Thunnus maccoyii (southern bluefin tuna), 525 nucleotides long. Its product is annotated as transcription factor HES-5-like. The transcript has 2 exons. Gene Ontology annotation, molecular function: DNA-binding transcription factor activity, RNA polymerase II-specific; protein dimerization activity; RNA polymerase II cis-regulatory region sequence-specific DNA binding. Gene Ontology annotation, cellular component: nucleus. NCBI's taxonomy places the organism in Eukaryota, Metazoa, Chordata, Actinopteri, Scombriformes, Scombridae. Gene Ontology annotation, biological process: anterior/posterior pattern specification; regulation of transcription by RNA polymerase II; regulation of neurogenesis. The coding region runs from base 32 to 514 and encodes 160 amino acids. The record is from RefSeq and is a predicted model, not a curated record.